Cynocephalus volans (Philippine flying lemur) is the source of this 3780-nucleotide messenger RNA. It is a transcript of the gene IMPG2, whose product is annotated as interphotoreceptor matrix proteoglycan 2. The transcript has 19 exons. Gene Ontology annotation, molecular function: heparin binding; hyaluronic acid binding. The record is from RefSeq and is a predicted model, not a curated record. Gene Ontology annotation, biological process: visual perception. Bases 1 to 3753 code for a protein of 1250 amino acids. Lineage: Eukaryota; Metazoa; Chordata; Mammalia; Dermoptera; Cynocephalidae.
AUGAUUAUGUUUUCUUUUUUUGAGAAGAUUUCUCUGGGUAUUUUGAUAUUUGUCCUGAUAGAAGGAAACCUUUCAUCAUUAACAGCACAAACCUACUUACCUUUAGAGGAGAUCCAAGAACCUACGAGUGCAGUUUCUUUUCUCCUACCUGAAGAAUCUACAGACUCUUCUCUAUCUACCAAAAAGAAACAGCCUCUGGACCACAGAGAAACUAAGAGACAGUGGUUACUCAGAAGGCGACGAUCUGUUAUGUUUCCCAAUGGAGUGAAAAUCUGCCCAGAUGAAAGUGUCACAGAGGCUGUGGCAAACCAUGUGAAGUAUUUUAAAGUCCGAGUGUGUCAGGAAGCUGUCUGGGAAGCCUUCAGGACUUUUUGGGAUCGACUUCCUGGGCUUGAGGAAUAUCGUUACUGGAUGAAUUUGUGUGAGGAUGAAAUCACAAGUAUAUUUGAAAUGGGCACAAAUUUUAGUCAGUCUGUGGAACACAGAAACUUAAUCAUGAAGAAACUGACUUACGCAAAGGAAACUGUAAGCAGCCCUGAAUUGUCUUCUCCAGCUCCUACUGAUGGUACUUCAACAUUGGGAGGUGCUGCUCUCAGUGUUUCAUAUCCAGGAAUGGCCUCCUAUGAAGGUGCCUCAGAGAGCAGCUUGGAAAGGCCAGAGGAGAGUAUUAGCAAUGAAAUUGAGAAUGUGGUAGAAGAACCCACAAAACCAGCAUCUGAACAGAUUGCAGAAUUCAGUAUCCACCUUUUGGGGAAACAAUACACGGAAGCACUACAGGAUCCUUCCAGCUUUCACCAUCAGUACCUUGCAGAAGAGUUUAUUUCAGAGGUUGAAAAUGCAUUUAUUGGUUUACCAGGCUACAAGGAUAUUGGUGUGCUUGAAUUUAGGUCCCCCAAGGAAAAUGGCAGUGGUAUAGAUGUUCACUAUGCAGUUACCUUCAAUGGUGAGGUCAUCAGCAAUACCACCUGGGACCUAAUUAGCCUUCACUCCAACAAGGUGGAAAACCAUGGCCUUGUGGAAUUGGAUGAUAAGCCCACUGCUGUUUAUACAAUUAGUAACUUCAGAGAUUAUAUUGCUGAGAUACUACACCAGAACUUUUUGUUGGGGAACUCCUCCUUGCAUCCAGAUCCUGAUUCCCUCCAACUUAUCAAUGUGAGAGGAGUUUUGCUUCCUCAAACUGAAGACCUAGUUUGGAACACCCAAAGUUCAAGUUUCCAGGCGACACCAUUGUCUAUCCUGGAUAAUACCCUUCAGGCUGAAUGGCCUUCAGCAGAUGAAUCCACCACCAGCAGUAUUUCACCACUUGAUUUCAGCUCUGGUUCUCCCUCAACCACUGGCAGGAAAGCCUGGUCAGAAAGUCCUUUGGGUGAUUUAGUAUCUACCCCCAAAUUAGCCUUUCCCUCGAAGGUGGACCUCAGUUCUUCCCCAAAAGUUUCAGAGCUUAGCCACUUGACUCUUCAUUCUGUCACCCCAGCAGUGCUUCAGACUGGCUUACCUGUGGAUUCUGAGGAAGGAACUUCUGGAUCUCACUUAGAAGAUGGAUUAGCCAACGUUGAAGAGUCAGAAGAUUUUCUUUCUAUUGAUCCAUUGCCUUCAAGUUCGUUCACUCAACCUGUGCCAAAGGAAACAAUACCAUCUAUGGAAGACUCUGGUGUGUCCUUGACGUCCUCACCAUACCUGACCUCCUCUGUCAUCUUAGAUCUUCUUGAUAAAGAAGUAACUCUACCUUUUGGCUUGGACUCCAAAGUCAAAGGCCAAUUAGAACAGAGCCCUUUGCUGCCAGACGCAUCCAUGGAAGAAGAAUUUAUAUUUGAGAGCAGUUUAGGUUCAGGAUCUGGGCAAAAGGAGGAUAUGAUUACUUGGCCAUGGACUGAGACUUCAUUAGAGAAGAUCAUGGAACCACUUUCCAAGUCAUGGCUUGAAGAUGAGGAUUCACUUUUGCCAACUGAGGAUGUAGAUGAGAAACUAGUUGUAGAUGACAAAAUGGAUUCCACAGACCAAAUUAUUGAGCAUUCAAAAUAUGAGCAUGAUGAUAGAGCCAUAGACUUUGCAGAGGAAGAGACCCUUGGUGGACCUACUGUGCCCAUCUUUGCAGAUACUGAAACUCAGUCUGCACCUCUGAUCCUUCCCAAGCACACAUCAGAGGUACCUGACAUUGACUAUUAUUCAGUUACCAAAGCACCUCUUCUAAUGGCAUCUAUAGCAAUCUCUGCUUCUACUGAUAAACGCGAUCAAAUAGAUGCCUUCCUAAAGGGGGAUAUGGAACAAACUACAGAGUCACCCAACCAGGAAUGGUUUGACAGCAAGGUUUCAGUGGUGAAGCCAGAUAUACAACCUUUGUGGACCAUAUUGCCAGAAUCAGGUAUAGUCUGGACAAGAACUUCUUCCCUAGGAAGAUUGUCUGGAGAGACACUGGCAAGUACACCACAGAAUACUGACAGACUCUGGUUGAAAUCUUCCCUGAUACAGUCUACCGAAUUGCCUCCAACCACAAGCUCCACCCUGCUGGAGGAUGAAGUAGUUAUGGGUGUACAGGAUAUUUCAUUAGAACUGGACCGGGUAGGCACAGAUUACUAUCAGCCUGAGCAAAUCCAAGAGCAAAAUGGCAAAGUUGGUAGUUAUGUGGAAAUGUCUACAAAUGUUCGUUCCACAGAAAUAGCUAUUGUGGCUCAGCCCACAAAAGGAGAUGACCUGAGCUAUACCCAGACUGCAGGAGCUUUGGUGGUUUUCUUUAGCCUCCGAGUGACUAACAUGAUGUUUUCAGAAGAUCUGUUUAAUAAAAACUCUUUGGAAUAUAAAGCCUUGGAGCAAAGAUUCUUAGAAUUGUUGGUUCCCUAUCUCCAAUCAAAUCUCACAGGAUUCCAGAACUUAGAAAUCCUGAACUUCAGAAAUGGCAGUAUUGUGGUGAACAGCCGAAUGAAGUUUGCCAAGUCUGUCCCUCCUAAUGUCAAUGAUGCUGUAUACAUGAUUCUGGAAGACUUUUGCACCACUGCCUACCAAACCAUGAACUUGGCUAUCGAUAAAUACUCCCUUGAUGUGGAAUCAGGUGAUGAAGCCAAUCCUUGCAAGUUUCAGGCCUGCAAUGAAUUUUCUGAGUGUCUGGUCAACCCCUGGAGUGGAGAAGCAGAGUGCAAAUGCUACCCCGGGUACCUGAGUGUGGACGAACUGCCUUGUCAGAGUCUCUGUGACCUACAGCCUGACUUCUGCUUGAAUGAUGGAAAGUGUGAUAUUAUGCCUGGGCACGGGGCCAUUUGCAGAUGCCGGGUGGGUGAGAACUGGUGGUACCGGGGCGAGCACUGUGAGGAGUUUGUGUCUGAGCCCUUGGUCAUAGGCAUCACCAUCGCCUCCGUGGUUGGACUUCUCCUCGUCUCUUCUGUGGUCAUUUUCUUCCUCAUCAAGACUCUUCAAGCACAAUAUGUCAGGAGAGAAAGAGAGAGGCCUGAAAAUCCGAAUCAAUCGUACCUUUGUUUUUGUGGCUGCAGCAGUCAGGCUGAUAGCCUCUCAUCCAUGGAGAAUGCUGUGAAGUACAACCCUGUGUAUGAAAGUGAGGCAGCCAGCUGUGAGCAUCCCUUCUACAGCUCUGCGAGCGGAGAGAUGAUUGGUGGUCUGAGCAAGGAAGAAAUCAGACAGAUGUAUGAGAACAGUGGGCUUUCUAGAGAGGAAAUCCAAGAAAGAAUGAGAAUUUUGGAACUGUAUGCCAAUGAUCCUGAGUUUGCAGCUUUUGUGAGAGAGCAUCAGAUGGAACAACUUUAACCAUAAAUCCUGUUUUGAAACUGAUUA